CUCGAUGAUGGCGUAUCCCUUUCUGGUCUCACAACCAAUCAAGGUGUGGCAGACAGGGCGUACUCGCAUAGCUACGAGAUUCGGCUCCAGACUGCAGCACUCCCGCUCCUCUGCCGGAGUGGAGGAUGGAUAUGAAACUCACUGCCAGCCUCUCGUGGGUUGUUCGUAGUGUUAUAUUUCGACGAGAAUGACCGGACAAGCAUUACCAGCAACGCAAUCCGUGGAGAUGCCCUCAACAGCCAGUGACGAUGUCGUCUAUCCGCUCUUUAUGCUCGACGAUACGAAGACUUUGCGCGGAAUUGUGGUGACAUGGACACUUCACUUCAAUGAUGUCCUAGAUCCUGCGAAACUCCACAACGCGCUGACAGCGCUGCUCAAGAUUGGCGACUGGCGCAAAAUUGGUGGCAGAUUGCGAAUGAGGACAGACAGCAGGCUGGAGAUCUGCGCUCCUCGAAACUUCACUCCAGAGCGAUCAGCUAUCACUUAUUCACAACAACGUUUUGACUUGAAUAUCGAGGACCAUCCGCUCGCAAGGACACUGCCGAAAGCGACGAAGACAUCUUCAGUCCAGGUCGGCCCUGAUGACUUCCGAUCAUUCGCAGCUGGGCCAAGCGCGCCAACAACACUGGCUGACUUCCUCGACAAGGACAAGCCCUUGCUGUCGAUGCACAUUACCUCCUUCAGCGACGCUACUUCCGUCGGACUUUCUUGGCCUCAUGUUCUCAUGGACAUCAUGGGCCAGCAGGCUCUCGUGCGUGCCUGGUCUCUGGUUCUCGCUGAGCGUGAAGCAGAGGUACCGCAGUGCAUCGGCGCCCACGCGGAUGCCAUUGCCGAAGCCGCAUCCUCGCCAGCAUCCACGGUAGAAGAAUAUGCGCUGGGGAAGCUUAGAAUGGGCGCAAUCGGCAUGAUCAAGUUCGGAGCACGCUUCGCUUGGGACUUAUUAUGGAACACUGCUGUCGAGACGCGCACUGUGUGCAUUCCUGCUCAAGCGAUGUCUCGGCUCUACAGCGAAGCACAGCAGAGCCUUGCCACAUCAGCUGCCGGCACAGGAAAUUCGUCCACACCUUUCGUCAGCGAAGGCGACGUCCUCACAGCUUUCUUUGCACACCAAGUCGUCUCGUCAUUGAAACAGCCUCGACCAGUGACGAUACUCCACGCACUCAACGCACGAUUCCGACUACCAGCUCUCAAAGCCAGCAAAGGCGUCUACAUCCAGAACAUGGCCGUUGCAGCAUGUGCCUAUCUGAGCGCCGAUCUUGUCCAAGGACCGCUCGGACCCGCUGCUCUACAGAACCGAGCAACCUUACUAGAACAGGCCACAGAGCAUCAAGUCCUGGCGGCUCUCCGUGAACUGCACGAGCAGCAUCAGAAAAAACCAGGAGUCGAUCCAAACAUUUUAUCGGGCGACCCAAACGCAUUACUCAUGCCUUUUACGAACUGGACACGAGCGAAUCUGUUCGAAGCAGUAGAUUUCAGUCCUGCAAUAGUGCGAUCUAGCGAGAGCGGGCAAACGAGAUCGAAUCCUCCUGGAACGAUGGUAUACCACCAUGCCGCUUCCAUGCAGUCGAAUAGUGCGGCGAGGAACGUCAUUGUCGUGCUUGGGAAAGACCUUGCGGGAAACUAUUGGGUGACUGGAGUGCAGCUUACUACUGCAGCUUGGGCCAGAAUUGAGAACGCGUUGCAAGCGCUGGAGACUAAUUGAUACCCAGCGCUCAAUGUUUGCAGGCAUAGGGGAAGCCCGAGUGAGCUCCACUUCAU
Cercospora beticola is the source of this 1758-nucleotide messenger RNA. RefSeq lists its product as uncharacterized. The record is from RefSeq and is a predicted model, not a curated record. NCBI's taxonomy places the organism in Eukaryota, Fungi, Ascomycota, Dothideomycetes, Mycosphaerellales, Mycosphaerellaceae.